UUAAACAGGGGUUCCUACUCCUGACUCCUGUCUUGUCUGGAUAUUAGUAGAUGUCGCAAGCAUGGAACGUUUGUUCUGAAGAAAUUAGUUUGAAUAAUGAAUAAUCAAUUAAUCGUCUUGAUAAAUAUUUUUAUUAAAUACUAUCGAGCAUUGUGUAUCGUUACUUGAUUGUUACAAUUAUUUUAAAUUUAACAAAUCAAUUUUUUCACUGUUGGCUGUAUGAUCACCAUUUUGAAGGACAUGAUACAUUAUUACACAUUUAAAAAGAAAACGUCAAACAAAACCAACAUGUCAAGUAGAGUCAAAUAUAUUUGGGACUUUUCCUCCUAAGCCCUUAAUGUGUUUUAUACAAUUAGCUGUAAGAUUUUGUUAAAAUAUUAUUGUUCUCCUUUAAAUUUAAGUAUAUUACUAUACGUCUUGCGAUGAGUUAAUUUGUAAUGGAAUGUUUUGUGGUGAAGUGUCAAUAGUGUUGUCAAAAUUGCGUGGUCGGUCAAUUGGUGCAAUACAAAGCUGUACUAUUCUAAAGAAAAAUACUUAGAAGGCGGCAUGUAAAUGCAUGAUGCAAACCUCAGAAGUAAUUGCCGUUAUUACAUCAAGACAUGCGAUCAUCAUUGAAUUGCACGAUUAUGGAAACAUAGAAUAUAUCGGGAGUCGCGAUAUAAAGAUCCCAUUAACCUGGCCCAAUAUUAUUGUGAAGUAUUCUUGAACUCCGGCCUCGUGUUCGGUUGAAGGCGCACAAUGGCAGGGAGUACCUUGCCUGAACGUGUAGCACAGAUAUACUACACGUAUGGUUUGUUCUGUUCCUCAAAUCCCAUUGCAGUUAUAGGUUUUGCUCUUUCAAUUGUACUAUUUUGUUGUUAUCCAUUAUUAAAUGUACCCUUACCAGGAAACAUACCAAUAGUUGUCAAUUUGCCAUUACUUGAUACCAAGGAAUUCAAUAAAGCAAAUUGCAACACUAACAACUGUCUACCAGAAGAUUCAUCCUCAACAUUAGAACUAUUGUUUAACGAGACUCAAAAACUACCAUAUGUUUGGGCCAAAGAUAGGCCCCUACUUUAUGUGCAACAAAUCAUACUCAAAAUAGGUGUAUCACCCUGGAAUAACAACCUGCGUAUGUGGGAUGCAUUUAGAGCUCCCCUGCAAGAAGUCUUCCGGUUGCUAGAAGCUAUAAAAAAUCAUGAGGAUCCUGAAACUAAAGGCAGUCUGUCCCAGUACUGCUACCAAAUAGGAGGCAUCAAGCAACAAAACAGUAAAGCAAGUUUAGAGCGGGUGCUGCCUGAAUACAGCUGCCUCUUACUCUCUCCCGCUAACUUGUGGCAGCAAAACCUGCAAACAUUCUCAAUGGAUGUCAAUGUUGUUAAUACCGUUCUCUCUUACCAAAACCUGCCAAAGAGCAAAGUGUCCAUAGCAGAGAUGGCAUUCGGCAUGCAGCUGCGGGAUUGCGGCAUCAAGCGCUAUCCGCUGCGCGCGCGCCCACGCGUGCUGCAGUACGCCGUCUCCGUGUUCUACCAGCGUGUCGAACCAAGAUUUUUGAAUUCGCUGACGAAAAAGUUGAGAGCAAUGUACCCCCUGUACCAAGAGCAGCCGUAUUCGCACGCGGAGGAGCUGACCCUGGUGUACUACCCGGGCCAGUUCAACUAUCGCGAGCUCGUGCCGCUCAUGAUCACCUUCGUCGGGAUAUUCCUCUACGUCUACUUCUCUUUGAGGAAGAUCGAGUACAUACGAUCUAAGCUGGGACUGUCUGCGUGCGCGAUGGUCACAAUCGCCGGUAGUCUCUCCAUGUCUAUGGGAAUAUGCUUUUAUUUUGGCAUUUCGUUGAGCCUCCAAGGCAAAGAGAUCUUUCCUUACCUCGUGAUAAUCGUCGGGCUGGAGAAUGUCCUCGUGCUGACCAAGAGCGUGACCUCCACGGACUCGAGGCUUGAUGUCAAGAUCCGGCUCGCGCAAGGCUUGAGCAAGGAAGGCUGGUCUAUCACAAAAAAUCUACUCACAGAAAUAACCAUCUUGACUGUGGGCUUCUUCACGUUUGUCCCAUUCAUUCAAGAAUUUUCAAUAUUUAUGAUAGUCAGCUUAAUUUCCGAUUAUUUUGUCCAAAUGGUUUUCUUCGCAACCAUUCUUGGAAUCGACGUUCGACGCAUGGAAUAUUUUCAAGAUCAGAAUAACAAACUUCAUCUAAAAGAGUACUUUAACGCGAACAACGCUCUGAAUUGGCGAUUUGAAAAGACCUACUCGGAUGAGAGCAACAUGUCGCCUCUUAGAAUGACUAAGUCGAAAUCGCAUCCGAGGCUAAAUGGUUUGGCCCAAAACAACCCGACGGAUGUGCUGGCGAAGCGCAAGUCGAGCCCGCAAAUGCAGGACCAGAAGGUGCCAAAGCGGAUCCGCCUAGUGAACAUGUGGGCGAGAACGCGGUUCUUCCAGCGCGCCUUCAUGGUGUGGAUGCUGGUAUGGAUAUCGAUGAUAGUCUACAAUUCGGGUGUAGUCGAUUAUUUUAUAACUAAUCUCGAAAAACCGGACGUCAGUAGCAAGACGGAAAAAAAAAGCGACGAAAAUUUUCCGCCAAAGCAAUUAGUUGAUGUGUUUUACGAUGAUAGCAAUAGGAGCCCAAUGGUGUUUUCGCCACUUUUGGAAAUGUCUGAUCCGGAUAAAAGCGUGGAGAACACGAACGACACUAUACUGCUGAAACAUUCGCCGCACUCCCGUCCUUGGUCGAGAGUGUCGGCGUACCACUGGUCAGCGAUCCUUGGGCAGUACAACGAGUCGCUGGCGGGGCGCGUGGUGGCGGUGCUGCCGCCCGUGCUGCUGUCGCAGCGCGUGUCGCCCGAGCGCGCGGCCGCUGUGCGCCUGCCCGAUGAGCGCGACCCGCCGCCGCUGCGUUGGCAGGCGCUCGCCGCCGCGCUUGACCCGCUUGACACGCUGCCCGAGUUCGACCUAACCGAUGGCAAGAGUCAGCAAAAGCAGUGGCGUAAACCGACGGAGCUGCCGAUAUACCCAACCACCCCCAUGGAGAUCCUGCUGCUGGCCAUCCUGUGCACCAUCAGCGUCGCUGUCAUCGCCUACAUGAUGGUUGUGCUCUACAGGUGCGUGUGUUCCCGCAACUAUGCAGAGUGGCGUGCUUCGUGGAACGAAGACGAUGAAUAUCGGAAAAUCAUUGCUAAGCAGCCAGCGGUGCAGCUGGUGACGGAGGCGGUGCCGCUAGUGGUGGCGGGGCACAGCCAGGAGGUGGAGUGCUUGGUGACGGACGGCGAGCAGGUGGUCAGCUCCUGUCUGCAGGGUCACGUCAAGGUGUGGGACUCACAGAACGGCGAGAUCCUCACCAACAUCGACCGCGGCGCAUUUUUUCAAUUACAAAAAGAGCUUGCUGACAAAGUGGCGAAAAAAAAUGAACCUCUGAAUCCUACUCCAGCAUUCCAACCAACCGUUGCAGCGAAACAAAACGAGAUUGUGUUCCAGCCCGUCCUCUCGCUACGGAAAGGUCUCAGCAACCACCUGAGUGGGCUGCGGUUCCGCGCCCCACACGACUCCGCAACCCACCUCUCCCCCGUCGAGACCACGCGUUACGACUUCGCCAAAACAUACAGGGAACUGUAUUGCAGCGAUCAGCAUGACGACAUUUACAAUUACGAAGCAAAAGAAAACGUGGACAUUAACAAUUUAAGUAUAGACAAAGAUAGUUUAAGUGUAAAUAGUGCGAAAGACAAUGACGAAAAUAGUUUUGUAUAUAAAAGUAAUAUUGAGUCAGUGAGUGGUUUGCGUAACAGACACAAGGGUAAGUUAGUGAACGGUGGCGUGGAAAACACUUGGUGCGACGCGGAGCCGCCCAGUGCGGACUGGCGUGCGCGAGCGGUGCGUGACUCGCCUAUAUGGUGCAUGGACUUUUGUAACGACCUUAUUAUAUUAGGCUGUGCGGAUGGAAGACUAGAGUUUUGGGAAGCUAGCUCGGGGAAGUUAAUGUGCAUGUGGUGGGGCCUGGAGCGCAGCGGCGGCGUGACGCACGUGCGCGCGCUGGCGGGCGCGCGGCGUGUGGCAGCGGCGGCGCUCGGCGGCCACCUGGCGCUGCUGCGCCUGCACGCCUACAACGCCUGCUCGGGCGCGCAGGUUGACUGGCGGUUCAGCACAGCACACAGACGUACUCACAAGCGGACGGGGUCUGCGGGGUCUCUGCGCGGCGCAGGCGGCAUGGACGACCACUCGCGCGCGAGGCUGAGCUUCUCCUACGACUCCGACCUUGGCGUUGGAGACGAAAUAGUUGCUCAGCGGAUUGCGCAGUGCCGACCGCACCAGCAGCCCAUCACUGAGAUGCACUCGGAAGGCGGGCGAGUCCUCACCGGCGGCCAGGAUCAUGUGCUUAAGGUAUUUAGCAGUGCAGAGCUGUGCCCGCUGUUCACGCUGCACGGGCACUGCGGGCCCAUCACGAGCUGCUUCAUCGACCACGCCACUCCCACUAUCGCUGGCAGUGGCUCGCAGGAUGGCCUGCUCUGCGUAUGGGACCUGCAUACUGGAGCGUGCUUGUACAGCAUGCAGGCGCACGACGGCGCGGUGACGUCGCUGGCCUACACGGCGUCCUACGUGGUGUCCAGCGGCGCCGACGAGCGCCUCUGCAUCUGGGACCGCUUCCAGGGCCACAUGCUCAACUCUAUACACAUUGGCCUGAACUACAUGAGCCGCAUGCUGCCGCUCACGCACACGCUGCUCUUGAUGGGCGACCGCUGUGGGCUCGCGGCCUACGACCUCAGCACUGGUGACGUCAUACGGCGAGUGCUCUUAGGGCAAAAUGACGGGUGUAUAUUCGUGCGGCAAAUUCUACCUCUAAAGGACGCCAUCGUGUGCGACUACGCGACGCAGUUGCGCAUCGUGCGCUUCCCGCUCGUGUCGCGCCUCGAGGACAUGAAGAGCGACUGAACCACCACAAGUCUCUCCGACCACAAAAACACGCCCGGACCAAUUCGUAGGAUGCUGCGUCAAGCGAAUGCGGUUUUUUUGUGGCCCAGGCAAACUACACAAACAUGAUCACAAUCAAUGAACAUUAUUUGCAAUUAGUUUUUAGAUAUGGCAAAAAUGAUAUUCAAAGAAAGUGGACAGCGUCACAAAAAAUAUCGCGUUUCUGAGGUAAAGACUAAGUCACAUGUAUCUUACAUAUAGUUGCAUUAUACAUGUAAGUGUUCCACGUGUUAAACGAACCUAUUUUAUUUUAUAUUUACGAUGUAUUAUAUUAUAUAUUUAUUUUUAUAUGUGAUUGUAACCGUGCCCGUUUCGAGCUUACAGGCCUAGAGGACUAAUGUGAAUAGUUAUACCCAUUUAUUAGGUACCGCCUAUCUAACCUAACCAUUGAAACUAAUUGCAAAUAUAAUUUCAUUGGGACUUAUAGUAGAGGAUUGUGGAAUCCUCUACUAUGCCAAACGUUACUCGAACUAGUUAAAUGCACUCGAGUAGAAUCCAUGAAAUACCUUCGUAGGCCUCUACUACUACUGCCAUCACAACCACAAUUUAAACGACAGACUUUUAUAGUGUCUUACCAAACUAAUGUAAGUUUUAAAACUAAUAAUGACCUAUGUAGGAUAGGUGUAUAUGUAUUUAUGAAAUUUCAAUCGGUAAUAAAAUGUUAUUUGUCUAACAUUAAUAAUUUAAUAAUAAUAUAAUAAUAAUUUAGCCUAUAUACGUCCCACUGCUGGGCACAGGCCUCCUCUCAUGUGCGAGAGGGCUCGGGCUAUAGUCCCCACGCUAGCCCAAUGCGGAUUGGGGACUUCACAUACACCUUUGAAUUUCUUCGCAGAUGUAUGCAGGUUUCCUCACGAUGUUUUCCUUCACCGUAAAGCUAGUGGUAAAUAUCAAAUGACAUUUCGUACAUAAGUUCCGAAAAAACUCAUUGGUACGAGCCAGGAUUUGAACCCGCGACCUCCGGAUUGAAAGUCGGACGUCAUAUCCACUCGGCUACCACCGCUGUCUAACAUUACAUUUGACUUAUUGGCAAUCAUUAUUUGUAGUACUUGGUGCAACGAGGGGUAAGUAAAUAUUACAAUAUUCUUACCCCCGGAGUUACACACAAUGUUUUUCAUCACACUUGCAAUAAAAUGCUAAAUUUCAAGCGAAAUUAUUUGUAAAUAUUAUUGUCAUUAACAGGUUAGGCUUCGAAGCCAUAGACCCAUUAGGCAUUCAGCCGCGAUUGCAAAUUGUGUAAAAAUAUUUUAAACGUUUAUUGAAUAAAAUAUUUUUAACCAUAAAUAAAAAUAAUAAUAACUGUCAGCAUGCAUUUUAAAAGUAAAAUUAAGUAUACCUUGACUAAUAAUUUUACUUAUUAUAACCUAUUUGGUUCGUAUGAGUUAGCAACAUAAUUAAAAAAAGGCUGUAAUUCCCGCGGAAGUAAAUUUGACUUAAGCUCCCGCUGCACUUGCUUGAAAUAGCACGCUUACUGCGCAAGUGUGGUGAAAAACAUUAACAUAUGCACCUUUGGUAAUAUACCUGUAACAAAUAUCAUUCCGGUUUCCAUCAUAAAUAACCAAAUAAUAAGGUCCUUUUCUGGAUUUAAAUUUAGUUGCAGACAGUUCCAAAAAGUUGACAUUGUUCUCAGAAACUGAAGUAAAAUUUAACAGGAAACAGGAAACUUUCAAUUUGGAAAUGGAAAAUUCUGUUUUUCAUACAAAAAUACUAGAAGUUCCGGAAAAAUUUUCGCAUUGGUAAUUUCGCAAUUUUGUAGAAAUUCCUAAUUUUCUGGCGGCAUAUCAGUACUGUCAUUACGAGUAUGUACUGGAAAUGUAAAGUUUAGGAAUAAAUCUAGUCCUCGAGUGUGAAAGCUAAAAAAGAUGACACUGAUGUAAUGUGGUGACUGAAUUGUUAAACGUCAACUUUCGAUAACCAAAACCGUAAAGUGCCAUCUACAACUGCUUUUCAAAUUCGAAGCACGAAUUUGUCUUGGACUUUACACAUCUUACACGGCCAAUUAGUUUAUUUUGGCUUUCAAAUGUACAGGUACUCAAUAUUAAUUGAGGGAUCUAAAGAUCCAGCCGUGUUCGGUCAUUGCAAAAAUAAACAGUCACUUCACGGCGACAGGCUUAUAUUAUUUGUUACUUUGAAUUUAUAUACAGGUAUUCUACCAAUUUAUGCGUUAAAAAAUAUUGUCAAUAUGAAUUUGAUCCAUUAAAAAAUAUUGUCAAUAUGAAAUGCAAACGCCUAAAUUAAAUGUCAAUUACCCUAUAAGAACAAAUAAAAUAAUGUUUGUACUUUU
Molecule: messenger RNA, 7216 nt
Organism: Cydia pomonella (codling moth)
Lineage: Eukaryota; Metazoa; Arthropoda; Insecta; Lepidoptera; Tortricidae
Gene: SCAP
Product: sterol regulatory element-binding protein cleavage-activating protein
Exons: 22
Coding region: 739-4896 (1385 amino acids)
Biological process (GO): SREBP signaling pathway
Cellular component (GO): Golgi membrane; endoplasmic reticulum membrane
Molecular function (GO): sterol binding; protein binding
Source: RefSeq, a predicted model, not a curated record